This is a messenger RNA of Rhagoletis zephyria (snowberry fruit fly), 2441 nucleotides long. It is a transcript of the gene loqs, whose product is annotated as double-stranded RNA-binding domain-containing protein loquacious. Gene Ontology annotation, cellular component: RISC complex; nucleus; cytoplasm. Gene Ontology annotation, molecular function: siRNA binding; double-stranded RNA binding. NCBI's taxonomy places the organism in Eukaryota, Metazoa, Arthropoda, Insecta, Diptera, Tephritidae. Gene Ontology annotation, biological process: regulation of regulatory ncRNA processing; siRNA processing. The record is from RefSeq and is a predicted model, not a curated record.
UACAUAUCGAAACUUUUUUCUUGGCUUCAAAUUCGCUUUUUCUCUGCGUUUCGUGGGGAAGGAUUUUGCUGCUCUUUAUUUGAAGAUAAAUUUAAUGCAAAUUAUAAUUUAUUUUUAAAUAAAAAUCAGUGCAAAUCACUACGCAUAGGCAUUUCAAAUAUAAAAAACUUAAAGCAAAAGGGCAGUAUAAAUAAAAGAAAAAGCGUUGUAAAAUGGAAAAUAUCCAAGGGCAUGAGCAUCAACCGCAGCAGCAGGCCGGGUUUGCACCUCGACGUCAGUAUGAUGGUCUCGGACCAGCGGUGCUAACUACUUUAGACAACAUAACCAAUGGCCACAUGCAGCAGGUACCGCAAGUAGAGAUGCCGCCGCGUCCCAUUAAAUCAAAGAAAGAUAAGAUUACUGACUUAACUGAUGCGACAAGCAAGUUAGCAAUUGAGGAAUCUAUAAAAUUGACCGAUAGUAAUGGGCUAGCUAUGAAGACCCCGGUUUCUAUUCUACAAGAACUCUUAAGCCGUCGUGGAAUAACACCCAAUUAUGAAUUGGUGCAAAUCGAGGGCGCCAUACAUGAGCCAACAUUUCGUUAUCGCGUGGCGUUCAAUGAUAAGGAUAUACCCUUCACAGCCAUGGGCGCUGGACGCUCCAAAAAAGAGGCUAAACAUUCAGCUGCACGUGCACUAAUUGAUAAACUGACCGGUGUACAAUUGCCUGAUACAGCACAGGUUGGCGGCAGUGCCGGCGUUAGCACAUCCUCAAGCGGCAUUACAGCUACAAAUGUUGGAGGCGAUGGAAACGCAAAUGCAGUUGGAAGUGGCGAUGGCGCCGAUAAAAUUGUUGGAAAUCCGAUUGGCUGGUUGCAGGAGAUGUGCAUGUCCCGUCGUUGGCCACCACCAACUUACGAGACCGAAACAGAGGUUGGUUUGCCGCAUGAACGGCUAUUUACCAUCGCUUGUUCAAUCCUUAAUUAUCGUGAAGUAGGAAAAGGUAAAAGUAAGAAGAUCGCUAAACGUCUGGCUGCACACAAAAUGUGGACUCGUUUGCAAGAAAAUCCAUUGGACAACAAUCAAAUUUCUGAAGCUAUGCGCUCUGAUAUAGAUGGUGAACACCGUAACUGUGCAAAUUAUUAUGGUGAUUUGAAAGAUAUCACUGUACCCACUAUAACCAGCCAGCAUAGUAAUAAGGUCUCACAGUUCCACAAGACACUUAAAAAUGCUACCGGAAAGAAAUUGCUCAAGUUGCAGAAAACUUGUCUUAAAGGACCCAAAAUUGAUUACAUGAAAUUGUUGUCGGAUAUUGCUAAUGAAAAUCAGUUCGAAGUAACUUACGUUGACAUAGAAGAGAAAUCUUUCACUGACCAAUGCCAAUGCUUGGUGCAGCUUUCAACAUUUCCAGUUGCCGUAUGCCAUGGCACUGGACCCACUACAACUGACGCUAAAAAGCGUGCUGCUCAAAAUGCUUUGGAAUAUUUAAAAAUUAUGACCAAGAAGUAGAAUGCCUACUACAGCAGGAAUUCUUGGGUAAAAGAAAAGAAAUGAAAUAAAGCUUACAUAAAUAAUGCGACAAGAUGAAUAAAAUAAUUUGCAGUUCAAUAAGUAAAACAAACAAAAACAAAAUUUUUUGGUAGUGCGAAUUUAUAAGAUAUCCAGUGAAUCAGACAAAAUCUCUGGUGGUGGUGGUGGCACUGAGAAAAAAACAAAAAAGUGUUAAAAUUAAUACUUUCAUUUUAAGGAGCAUAUUUGACUAAGAUUACAUAUGCAUUCUGUCUUUAUGUAUAAAUACGUGACAGAUUUCUUAUGCAUGUGAAACUUAUUAUUUCAUACAUAAUUACAAUAACAUCUAAUCGAUGUUCCAAAUUUACAUAUUAUAAAAAUUGAUUAAGUUAAACUUGUAUUUAUAUAUUGUUUCCUUAAAACAUGUGAAAUAUUUUUGGAAUCAUGGUGAAAUCGCAGUGAAUUAACGAUAUUCAAGGACGGAGAUAAAUCUACUAUAAAUUUUCACUUUAAAUCUAUACAAAAUAUUUUUUUUUUAUUAUACCUAGGAUAUAGGGCGCGUAAGUAAUUUUUCCGAUCAUACUGUGCCGAAAUCAAGGCAUAUUCAACAAGGUAGAAGCGAUUUGGACGGUUCUCUCUUUCUAGAUUGCGACUGAAAUGUAACGUAGAAGAAAUUAUUUCAAAUUGUAUUAAAAAAUGUAUUUGUUUAAUUUAAAUUUUUUAUAACUUUUGGCAUUAUAGUCAGCUACAAAUAAAGUUAGAUUUUGUUGUCACUUCUAUCGUUUUGAAUAUAUCUUGGCCAAAAUCAUUAAAAUCUACGACGCAUACAUACUACUUAUAUAUACAUACAUACAUUUAUAUAAAAAUGAAAUCGAUAACAAUGAUAUGAAUGAGUUAUAUAUCACUAUUGCAAACAAUUCGAAUAAAUAACCGUUUCAGAUAAUUACAUGUAAA